Messenger RNA from Macadamia integrifolia, 876 nucleotides. RefSeq lists its product as uncharacterized. The coding region runs from base 1 to 876 and encodes 291 amino acids. The record is from RefSeq and is a predicted model, not a curated record. NCBI's taxonomy places the organism in Eukaryota, Viridiplantae, Streptophyta, Magnoliopsida, Proteales, Proteaceae. The transcript has a single exon.
AUGAUGUUCUCUGUGACCAGAGGGGGUGGCUUGGGGGUGAAGAUCGAUAUUCAGAAGGCCUAUGAUAUAGUUGAUUGGGACUUUAUUUUCCAUGUGCUGAGGAAGUUUGGGUUUUCAAAGAGAUGGAUAUUAUGGGUGCAUCAGAUGCUAGUCUUUGCGAAGAUUUCAGUUCUUCUCAAUGGUGGUCCGAUUGGGUACUUUGGAGUGGAGAGGGGUUUGAGACAAGGGGGCGCUAUUUCCCUUAUGUUGUUUAUAUUGGCUGAAGAGGUUCUCUGUAGAGGGUUGAACAAGCUAGUGGAAGAUAAGAAGCUAAAGCCGAUCAAGGGUCCUCAUGGGGUGAUCACGCCAGCCCAUAGUCUAUUUGCGGAUGACAUCUUUAUAUUUGCUAAUGCAUCUAUCAGGUAUGUCAGACAUCUAAAUAUUUUUCUUAACAGGUACCAGGAAUUCUCUGGUCAGUGUAUCAACUUGGUGAAGAGUAAAUUGUUUGUGGGUUCGGCCUCUCCCCAGAGAAAGAGGGCUAUUGCUGAGGAAUUGGGAAUUCCCCUUUGUACCUUCCCUACAAGGUACUUGGGGGUGGAGAUCUUCAAAGGUAGAGUUAAAAAAGAUGUUGUGAUGCCCAUUAUGGACAGAGUGAAGGACCGGUUGGCAGAGUGGAAGGGUAAGAUGUUAUCAUUGGCUGGUAGAGUGGAAUUGGUGAGAUCGGUGAUUAUUAGUAUGCCAACCCAUAGUAUUGCUGUGUAUUGGUGGCCUUCGUCGUUAAUUUCAACCCUGGAGAGGUGGAUGCGUAACUUCAUUUGGUCGGGAGAGAUUGACACUAUGAAAAAAAUUGUGGUAAAUAGGGAUCAAUGCUGUAAACCUAGGGAGGAAGGGGGUUAG